AUGAAAUCUAAGUGUAAUCCUCAAGAUAAAAAAGUGACGGUAAUGAUUAAUAAGAAUAACUAGAAUAUUUCUUUUGAUUUGAAUUCAAAUAACAAACCAAAAUAUUAUAUAUCAAACACAACAUGUCAUAAAGAUAAUUAGAAGUUUUUUAAUUGCAGCAAUAUGUCACCUAUAGUAGUUGAAACAUCAACUCCAAGAAAAAGACUUAUUUCUGGCAAAAGAGUUAGUAUUCUUAUUUCUAUAUUAGACUCAACAUAAGGCUAAUAGUUCUAAUAAUAACUCAAACAAUAAAAUUUAAAAUAGAUAGAAAAAAUCAUCAUCCAAUUAAAGAACUAAUUUAACAGUUAAGACUGGAUCAUCUAUUGAAGCACUUAAAGAAUUAAUGGGAAAAAGUAAGUAUAUAAAAUAAUUAGAUUAUUUCAAAUAACUAUUACAAAUAAAUACAGAUAAAUUUAAGAAUGCAAAAGAUAUUUCAUUCAUAGAGACAAAAAAGAGUAACUCAAGUGAAUUUGGAUUUGAUAAUAGAUUCAAUAAAAAUUACUAGUAAUUAAAUCAAUAAGGUAUUAAAACAACAACUAAUAAAUCAGGAUCAAAAGAUAGAUAUUCAUUAUAAGUAUUUUAAAUAUUAUUAAUCAAUAGAAAGUAUUCUCAAAAGUAAUAGAUUAAGAAAAAUCUUCAUCACCUACUAAAAAAAUAGAUUGGAGUAAAAUCAAAUUGCCUUUGACUCCAAAAGAAUGUAUAUAAUAAUUUGGAUAAUAUUUGACUGAUUUUGAAAAAUAAGAGAUUCAUGGAUUUAGUAGAGUAUAUAUAAUAAAUUUAUAAGUUAAGAUUUAUUGUAUAGGAUUGACAUCUAAAAAAAUUGAUUAAAAAUAAACAAAUUAUAAUGAUGGUUUUGAUGAUUCAAAAGGUGAGUAUUUAUUUUCAAUUAAUGAUCAUAUUGGAUACAGAUAUGAGAUUUUAGAAAUAGUAGGUAAAGGUAGUUUUGGAUCAGCAUUCAAAGUAUUUGAUCAUAAAAGAUAAUAAGUUUAAUGCUUAAAAAUUAUAAGAAAUAAAAAGAAAUUUACAAAUUAAGCAUUAGUAGAAUUAAAUAUAUUAACAUAUGUCAAAGAAAAAGAUGAAGAAAAUGUAACAAAUAUUGUUAAAAUAAAAGAUUUUGUAAUCUUUAGAAAUCAUGUGGUAUAUUUUAUUAAUCUCUAUUUUUUAGUGUAUCUCUUUUGAAUUCUUAUCAAUAAAUUUGUAUUAAUUAAUAAAGAAUAAUAAUUUUUAGAGUUUAUCUUUAGAACUCAUAAGAAGAUUUGCAAUUUAAAUUCUAAAUGCAUUAAACUUUUUAAGUAAACAUAAAAUAAUUCAUUGUGAUUUAAAACCUGAAAAUAUAUUAUUAAAAUAGGCAAAUAAAAGUGGAAUUAAAAUCAUAGAUUUUGGAAGUAGUUGUUUUGAAAACUAAAAGAUAUAUUCAUAUAUACAAUCAAGAUAUUAUAGAGCACCUGAAGUAAUGUUUGGAAUCCCCUAUGAUACAAGUAUUGAUAUGUGGAGCUUUGGAUGUAUUAUGGCAGAACUAUAUUUGGGAUACCCAAUAUUUCCAGGUGAUGAUGAAUAAGAAUAAAUUGCAUAUAUAUUAGAAAUACUUGGUAUGCCAGAUAAUGAAGUUUUAGAAGUAAAUAUUUUUUAAUUAUUUAAGAUUGCCUAAAGGAGAAAAGUUUUCUUUACUGACUCUUUACCUUUUUAACCUUUAUGUUUGUAAAAUAAAGGUGGUAAAUUAAGAAUACCUGGUAGUAAGACUUUAUCAGAAGUCUUAAAAUGCAACGACAAUAAUUUUAUUGAUUUCUUAUAAUAAUGUUUAGUGUGGAAUCCUAAAAAGAGAAUCAGUCCUAUUGAUGCUCUUAUGCAUUCUUGGAUUCUUGAAGGACUACCUAGUCAAAUAAGAGUUUAGCAUGUUUAAUAUUUAGAAAGUUAAUAACAAUACUUUGAUAUUAAUGACAAAAAAUAAGAAACAAAUUUAAAAUAGGGUUAAUAAGGAUAAUAAAAAUUAUAAAAUCAUCAUAUCUCAGAACCAGAAAUGAAUUAAGAAAAUAAAGUAUAUAAUAUUUUUAAGAUAUUUUAGAAACCUAAUCAGAUAAGAACAUUUUCAAGAGAGAAAGAAUUAUUGAUUAAUGUUUCAUAGAAUCCUACUCCAAAUAAUAAGAAAACAUCUUAAUCAUUUCAUUCAAGUAAAAACAGCAAUAAAUAACAAUUAAAUUUUAUUCAAUAAUUACCAGGAACUACAAAAUAUGCAAACAAGAAAACUCAUUAUUUUUAUUGA
Messenger RNA from Paramecium pentaurelia, 2299 nucleotides. Lineage: Eukaryota; Ciliophora; Oligohymenophorea; Peniculida; Parameciidae. The record is from the annotation of a GenBank genome assembly.